AUGAUGUUUGAAACAGUUCCCGAAGAAUCGAGCGGUUGUGGGCUCGACGAUGAUGAUGAUAGUAGUAAAUGUUCUUCCCUGAGUGAUCUGAACGAUGAUGAUGAUGAUGUCAAGCCCAACAACAAUAAGAGGCCCAGUAUCCUGUCUUAUGCUAAUGCAGAAGACACCCACAAUGCCUCGUUUAGUAGUCGUGGCACCAUUGGGCAAGCAGGUGAUGCACAGGUUUCCAAUGGCCGCAACAGGGUCUUGGCAUCCAUUGUCAUCACAGCGGUCGUCCUCACCAUUGCUACCAGUGUGGCUCUGGCCAAGACGACGGCACAAGGAGCGCUACCCUCCAUCUUUGCCUUGUUGAUCAUCCUUGCCUUUGUAAACGUGGGAUACCUCUUUUACGUCUACGACAAGCAAGUUCAACGGCGUCUCUCGUCUCAUCAGGCUGCUCGCAAGGAAACCGCUGCGCUGACGAAACAACAACAAGGCACCGCUGCUCCUCCUCCUGUGUACUAUGAUAUGUGCAAUGACGGUGACAGCAUUAAUAAGGGAGCAACAACAACAACAACAAGAACAACCACCAAUGUCAUUCAACACAGUGUCAAUAGUCUAUUGAAACCCUUCCGCGGUGGCGGCGGCAAGUCUAGCAGUCAGACCUUUAGUAGUACUGGUGAUGGCACAACCAGCGAUCAGCAUCAGCUGAGUCAUGACCAUGGUAUGGCAUCCACCGAGAGUCUCGACAAGUUUCUAGGAGCAGUCCAACGUCAACCAAGCUUUCUCAUGGGAGACAAUUCGGCACGAAGCAGCGGUAGCGGUGCUGGGACAAAACCCACAACGCUGUCGCUGCAUCAGCAAACCAAGUCCGUGGCCGAGUUCUUUCCAGAAACAACCGUCUUGUUUGCCGAUGUCCAAGGGUUUACGGCUUGGUCUUCUGUCCGAGAACCAUCUCAAGUCUUUACUCUCCUGGAAAGUUUGUUUCAUGCCUUUGAUGGAAUCGCGCAAAGACGCAAUGUUUUCAAGGUGGAGACCGUUGGAGAUUGCUACGUAGCUGUCACGGGUAUACCGCAACCUCGCAAAGAUCACGCUGUCAUCAUGUGCCGUUUUGCACACGACUGUCUCCACAAAAUGGGCAUUGUCUGCCGCAAGCUAGAGAAGCAGCUGGGGCCCGAAACUGGUGAUUUAGGCUUGAGAAUUGGUCUGCAUUCUGGUGCCGUCACCGGUGGCGUCCUGCGAGGCAAACGCAGCAGGUUUCAGUUGUUCGGUGAUACUGUGAACACGGCAGCUCGCAUCGAAAGCACUGGAAUGGGAAACAAGAUCCACCUGUCGGAGACCACAGCAGAAUUGGUGAAGAGAGCAGGGAAAUCUCAUUGGGUAACCCAAAGGGAAGACAAAAUUGAAGCCAAAGGACUCGGAGUUCUUCAGACAUACUUCCUCCAAGUUCAAUCGACGGAGAACGAUGUUGAGAUUGAUUUGCGCAGCGACGAUGACGACGAAGACGACUCGCAAGUUCAAGAAGAUAUGAAUGCAACAAUGAACACUGAAAGCCCAGACAACAGCAGCAGCAACGGCACCGCAGCAGCAACACACAACGCUGCUAGUUCCAUUUCCGCUUCCAAAGCGUUGGGCACCCAGACAUCAUCUGCCAAGGUUGAACGCUUGGUGGAUUGGAAUGUUGAUCUUCUGGCCAGACUGCUGAAGCACGUAGUGGCUAGGAGACUGGUGCUGGUCGCCUCGGACCCUCAGAGAAAGGAGGACGCCGACGAAUCUGUUUUCAUGACACGUGCUGGGACCCUUUUGGAGGAAGUGAAAGAGACGAUUGAAUUGCCUCAUGACCGAACCAUGGUUGCGGAACAGGCCAAGUACGUCGAACUAGAACCAGCUGUACACGAACAACUCAAGGACUACGUCCGUUCUGUUGCCAAUAUGUAUCCGAAUCAUGGGUUCCACAACUUUGAGCAUGCCAGUCACGUGACGAUGUCUGUCGCGAAGCUCCUAUCUCGCAUCGUCGCACCCAGCGCCCACGAGUUCAAUGCCUCAUCAGAGGCAGAAGGGAACACUCUUCACGACCAUACUUACGGGAUCACGUCCGAUCCACUUACACAGUUUACGUGUGUCCUUUCGGCAUUGAUUCAUGAUGCCGAUCACCCUGGAGUGCCAAACUCUCAGCUUGUGGAAGAGAAAACAGUGGAAGCUGAACUUUACAAGGGAAAGAGUGUAGCAGAAUCGAACUCUGUCGACAAAUGCUGGAGUCUGUUAAUGGAGACACGAUACAGCGAUUUGCGAAAGACAAUCUACACUACCGCAGAAGGGCUUGCGAGGUUCCGAAGCCUACUAGUCAAUUCGGUUAUGGCCACCGAUAUCUGUGACCCAGAUCUCAAAGGGCUAAGGAAUGGACGCUGGGACAGGGCCUUUGACAAAGACGGAAAAUCACCGGAGCAGAGUGCCAAGGCCGCGAAUGACCGCAAGGCUACCAUUGUCAUUGAGCAUCUCAUUCAAGCAUCGGAUGUGUCGCAUACGAUGCAACAUUGGCAUGUCUACAGGAAAUGGAACGAGCGACUAUUCAGAGAGUGCUAUAAGGCAUACAGGGAAGGGCGAGCUCAGGAUCCUUCCACAAGUUGGUACGAAGGGGAGAAAGGGUUCUUUGACUUCUACAUAAUCCCCCUUGCUAAAAAGCUGAAAGAAUGCGGCGUUUUUGGUGUAUCGAGCUCGGAAUAUCUUGACUACGCUUUGAACAAUAGGCGUGAAUGGGAAUUAAGAGGUCAAGACGUUGUCCGCGAUAUGGUCGCCAACGUGAUAAUGAUUGAACGGCAGAUGGGCAAUCAGCAGGCUCAGGACUAG
Seminavis robusta is the source of this 2826-nucleotide messenger RNA. The record is from the annotation of a GenBank genome assembly. Lineage: Eukaryota; Bacillariophyta; Bacillariophyceae; Naviculales; Naviculaceae.